CCCUUCCUUCCUUCCUGCCUCCCUCCCCCGCCGUGCCCGGCGCUGCACAUGGCCGCCUUCCUGGAGCUGCAGAGCCGCGAGUGGCGCCCGCCCAGCCCGCGGGACCCCGAGGGCGGCCUCUUCGGCUGCGCCCUGACCGGCAGCGCCCUGGCCUUCACCUUCGUGGCGGAUGAGGAGGAUGAGGACUGCGAGCAUCUCCUGACCCUGUCCACGGUCUCCCUGGGCGCCGGAGCCGUGGACGAGUGCAACGUGGUGGAAGUGGUGGGACGCGACUGCGACGACCGGGAGAUCGCCGUGCCCGUGGCCAACCUGAAGCUGUCGUGCCAGCCCUCGCUGAGUUUGGACGGCUUCACACUGCAGCCUCCCGUCACCUUCCGCCUGGCCGCCGGCUCCGGCCCCGUGCACCUGGCCGGGCAGCACCGUGUCGUGCCCAGCACCGGUCUGUCCGAUGAGGAUGAGGAUGAGGAUGAGGAUGAGGACGAGUCCAGCGAGGAGGAGGAGAUCGCGCCCAUCAUGCCAGCGAAGAAACAGCGCCGGAGGCUGUAGAGGUGCUGCUCCGGUUCCGGCUUCAGCUUCCCCACCCUGGGGCUGGGACCUGGCUGCAAGGAAGAGCCCCCCGGGGAUGGCCAAGACCCCUGCCCUGGCACAGGCCAGGGGGCUGCGCUCCUGGGACCAAUGCCUGGCUCCAGGGGUGGACGCGGGGGUGUCCCCCUCCUCCGGGCUCCCUGCAGUUGUGCCUGGGCCCAGGCCUGUACCAGGGCUCUUCCCAGUGUGGCCUUGCCCCCCAGGCCCGUGGGGAAGCUCUGGGGGGCUCUUGGGGUGCAUCCAGGUAAAGGGUCAUCACUGCCUUCCCAA
This is a messenger RNA of Gavialis gangeticus (Gharial), 855 nucleotides long. It is a transcript of the gene NPM3, whose product is annotated as nucleophosmin/nucleoplasmin 3. Bases 49 to 546 code for a protein of 165 amino acids. Gene Ontology annotation, biological process: chromatin remodeling. Gene Ontology annotation, cellular component: cytoplasm; nucleolus; nucleoplasm. Gene Ontology annotation, molecular function: chromatin binding; histone binding; RNA binding. The record is from RefSeq and is a predicted model, not a curated record. The transcript has 6 exons. Lineage: Eukaryota; Metazoa; Chordata; Crocodylia; Gavialidae.